This is a messenger RNA of Galdieria sulphuraria, 1034 nucleotides long. RefSeq lists its product as uncharacterized. NCBI's taxonomy places the organism in Eukaryota, Rhodophyta, Bangiophyceae, Galdieriales, Galdieriaceae. The coding region runs from base 18 to 899 and encodes 293 amino acids. The transcript has a single exon. The record is from RefSeq and is a predicted model, not a curated record.
UACGCAAUGGGUGAACGAUGAUUUGUAGUUUUCUCUCCGCAUAUAAUUUGACAAAUGUUCGUUAUCCUUCUGUUUGUCAAAGUCAAAAGAGACUCCGAGUUUGUACGUUUGUGGAAAGAAAAUCGGAAACUUUUUUCCUAUCCUAUCUUCUUAUAUAUUCCCAGUUGCCUUAUAACCGUCGAGUUGUCACGCAUUGUAGAAUUGUACAAAACUAUGCCAACUUGUCCAGAAGAGAGUUUGAUGAUCUGUUGAAACAGAGUCAGCUGAGGAUCUGCUUAGUGGGUAUGUCUAACUGCGGAAAAACUUUGCGUUCCCUCCAAUUGGCCCAGCAGUUUGGGUUUGAACGAUUUUGUGUAGACGACAAGAUUGAACAACAGAUUUCCAACGUUUUGCAAGUACAGGGUUAUUCUUCUGGAAUUGAGGGUGUUGCAAAGUGGAUGGGAUACCCUUUUGAAGAGAGAUUUUAUCGGAAUCAAGAGUUGUAUUUGAAGUAUGAAAAUCAACUAACUUAUGAAGCUACUCAAAUUGCACGAGAGACUAGGCGCUCCUUUGUAUUGGAUACGACGGGUAGUGUUAUUUACUUGGAGAAGAAAACUCAAGAUUUUAUCGACGAUACUUUUUUAGUAGUCCAUCUGGAAGCUCCUGAAGAUAUGUUACAAGAAAUGAUUCAACUGUAUUUUGAGGCUCCCAAACCAGUUAUUUGGGGAGAUAGUUUUCAGCCUCUUCCAAAUGAGGACGGUAUAUCAGCGUUGAAACGCUGUUAUCCUCAACUUUUGCGAUUUCGUCUGAAGAGAUAUCAGCAAUUUGCUCAUUGCAGUGUUCCAGCAUCGGUUUCAAUGAAUUCAGCUUUUGAUAUAGAUCAAUUUAUUGAGAAAAUAAGAGAAUGUUUGCCAAAAUAAGAAAACGGAAUUGGGAACCCGCGCAAAUCAAAAGACACGCCAUGGACAUUCCAAAACUGUAAAGCAAUGCGUCAAAAGUGUUGGACACGCAGAUGGAUUAUGGCGCCAUGGAAAAAUAAAUAGGAAUGUCGGAGU